GAGUGAAGCCGCUCAACCACAGGCUGGACGUAAACAACGGACAGGAGAUCAGGACCUUGGAGAGCGCACAGACGAACCAGCCAACCGCCGGAAACUUCACCCAAAGCAUGUGUAAAGCCAUGUCACAGCGCUCCGGCCCCCAGCUGCUCCUCCUCAUAGCCCUGUGCAGUGUGCUGUACUCCCGGACUCUGGGUCUGCCGUACACAUCUAUGAGACCAACGCGACACGCAGACGGUCUGUUCACCAGUGGAUACAGCAAACUCCUGGGGCAGCUUUCAGCGAGGAGGUACCUGGAGUCCCUGAUCGGAAAGCGGGUCAGUGAUGAGCUGAUGGAGGAGCCGGUGAAGCGCCACUCAGACGCCAUCUUCACAGACAACUACAGCCGCUUCCGCAAACAGAUGGCCGUCAAGAAAUACCUGAACUCAGUGCUAACAGGAAAGAGAAGCCUAGAAGAUCCUGGAGCCAGCGACCCAGAGGAGCCCAGGGACGACCCGAGCGCUUUCCAGGAGAGCUACGACGACAUUAACGUAGAUCACCUUCUAAACAACUUCCAGUUGCCUCUUUGAGGAGAAGCCUGUGUUGGAGAAAGUUCCUCGCCUCCGUCAUCAAACUGUCCAUUUAAAAACAACAACAACAACAACAACACUGCAUUAUCCAAAGGACAAAGUCACUUGAAGCACUAGUAACGAUGGUAACGAUGAUGAUGAUGUAUAUUCUGUUCUUCUCUGUUGUGUUUUAGAUACAUAUAUUCACAGUACUAAUCUGAAGUGAACAGUUCCACCCAAAGACUUAAAUACCGUGUGUGUCCACGUCGGUCGGUCACAGUUUGGAGCUGACGUCAGGCUGCAGCGGCGGUCUGAAGUGAAGAGUCAACUCCGUGUUUCAUUCUCUCUAAAGUUCACUGUUAAUUUCUCUAACGUUUGGAGCUGUCAAACAUUUCACCGAACAACACGUGCUCUCACCGUUGAGUUCAAUGAAUGUUGAUGUCGUGUUAUUUUUUAUUUUUUCACUAUUUGAGUCCAACGAUGUGUUCGAGGACGCUGACAUUUCUUUGACAUGAUGCACUAUAGAUUUCUUUUAAAUAAAUAAUCAAAUAACUGAAAUGAAUUCAUGUUCCAGUUAAUACAAGGUUUAAAUACGGAGAAAAGGAUCAAGUCUUUGUUGACGUCUGGUUUGAUGACUUUGUAAAAAAAAAAAUUAAAUAAAUAAAUAAAGUGUAGCA
Molecule: messenger RNA, 1222 nt
Organism: Cynoglossus semilaevis (tongue sole)
Lineage: Eukaryota; Metazoa; Chordata; Actinopteri; Pleuronectiformes; Cynoglossidae
Gene: vip
Product: vasoactive intestinal peptide
Exons: 6
Coding region: 108-566 (152 amino acids)
Biological process (GO): regulation of protein localization; epinephrine secretion; adenylate cyclase-activating G protein-coupled receptor signaling pathway
Cellular component (GO): extracellular region; neuron projection
Molecular function (GO): peptide hormone receptor binding; neuropeptide hormone activity
Source: RefSeq, a predicted model, not a curated record